AUGUCUGGCCUUGAGGCCAUCGGUGUAGCGGCCAGUAUUAUUCAAGUUGCAGAUUUAGGCGCCAAAUUAUCCGUCAAAUUAUUUUCCUUCUACCAGCGAGUCAAGAAUGCCAGUGACUCUGUUCAGCUCUUGUCGAACGAGAUCGCGCUCGUCAGCGCCAUUCUACGCGAGCUAGGGGAUAAUCUGAAAGAGGAAGAGGCAUCGAAACUCUGUUCAAAGGAAGCUUUUCGCACAUUGAAUGUUGUUCUCGAUCAGUCUCGGGAUGUACUUGGACAAAUUCAAAAAGUCAUCGAUGAUAAUGGCCAGCGGGGCAAAGGUCGAUUUCAGCAGGUUGCGGGCAAGCUGAGGAUAGCAUAUCACGAGUCCAGUCUUGAUCAACUAAAGACCAGCUUAGAGAGGUUAAAGGCUACGAUGUUACUUCUACUAAAUGUGAUCACUUAUGCGGGCCAGAUUCGCAGAGACGGAGUCCCAACCUUAGUCCGGGAGCAGCGCGACCUGAUUCAAACACUCUUGCAAGGCCAGAAGACUGACAGCCAAAUACCGCAAGCCUCGGAUUCGACGGGUGAAUCCGAGGAAUAUUUCGUACCACCGCCACCCCAGAUUGAUCCCUUUUAUAGCAGCACCGAUUUCUCUCCUGGUCAGAGGGGUAUAACGCCCUGUCAUCAGCCAACUCGAAGAAAUCGUCCUCGCUCUCCUGGUGUGAGGAGCUCGCCAAAAGCCCCUGUGAACGAAACAAGUCAAAGACCUCAACAGACGGCAGAAUCCGCCGAAGUCAAAGAGUACAAUCUCCUCAUAAGGUCUAUGCUCGUCGAGAUCGAGUCAUGCAAGCAAAAGCUCAAGGGUGACAGGCACUCGCGAAUCAAAGACGGAAUCUUAAACAUUCACGCUGGAGAAAUCAUGCGAUUCCAAAUCGAAUACGGGCAUUUCAUCCCCGUUGAUCAAUCACUUUUCACGUAA
Molecule: messenger RNA, 957 nt
Organism: Penicillium manginii
Lineage: Eukaryota; Fungi; Ascomycota; Eurotiomycetes; Eurotiales; Aspergillaceae
Exons: 2
Coding region: 1-957 (318 amino acids)
Biological process (GO): regulation of DNA-templated transcription
Source: RefSeq, a predicted model, not a curated record